GUAGGUACUUGCAUAAUAAAGCAAGAUCGACGCACGAACGCGUCAUCGAGCGGCGGCCAUUCUCGCAAUAAAGGAUUUCACGUAAUAACGGUGCUCAGUGUUUUAUUCCUGUGUCUAGAUACUAAAGUGGCGACGAGUCUGUUUUCGAGUCAUACGCGUGUUGUUUUUUUGUUUGUGUAAGAUGUCGAUUGGAAAAAUAACAGAAUUUAAAGUACAAAGUGAAAACUGGAAUUUGUACGUAGAACGGCUUGAACAAUAUUUUCUAGUUAACAAGAUCGAAUCCGAUUUGCAAGUGCCUACACUAAUUACCGUUAUGGGAGCGGAAAGCUAUGAGCUGUUAGUGAGUUUGUGUACUCCUGACAAGCCGCACACAAAAUCUUUCAAAGAGUUAACUACGAUUAUGGCGAAUCAUUUGCAACCAAAGCCAAGUGAGCUGGCGGAAAGAUAUAAAUUUCGCCAUAGGAAGCAAGGCGAGGCCGAAAGUAUCUCAGAGUACGUUGCAGUAUUGAAAAAGAUGUCAAAAACAUGUGAUUUCGGCGCUGGAUUACAGGAAAGUUUACGUGAUCAGUUAGUUUGUGGAAUCAAAAGCGAGACGAUUCGUCAACGCCUAUUCGCCGAGAGCAAGUUAGACUUCACGAAAGCAUAUAACUUAGCAGUUAGCUUGGAAGCGGCGGAGAAAGAUGCGGCGAUGGUUGUGGGGAGCGCGAAGGCGAGUAGCGAGGCGAGCCUAGUGGACUGCCAGGCGGUGUACGGCGGGCGCGCGCGGCGGCCCGCGGCUGCUGCUAGGGGCCAGCGCGGGUGGCGCGCGGCGUCACGCGGCGCGGGCACCGCGGCGGCGGAUCGGUCGCGGGCCCAGCAAGGCUGCCGGGCGUGUGGUGGCGCUCACGAUGAGGCAGGGUGCAGGUUUAAAGCGUAUGUGUGCAGGGUGUGUAUGACCCGGGGACACGUCCGCCGGGUAUGCCCUAAUAUAACAACGCAUAACACAGUGGAGGUGACACAGUGCAACAAUCAAGUGGAACAGGAUAGCGAUGCUAGUGAUGAGUUCCAGAUAUUGUAAAGUGUUCGCGGACGGCCUGGGGCGAUUCACUGGCGAGCCGGUGCGCAUCUACGUGCCGACGGACGCGCGCCCGGUGUUCAUGCGCGCGCGCCCGCUUGCAUACGCUCUGAGGGAACCAGUGGAGCGCGCGCUGGCUCA
Molecule: messenger RNA, 1195 nt
Organism: Bicyclus anynana (squinting bush brown)
Lineage: Eukaryota; Metazoa; Arthropoda; Insecta; Lepidoptera; Nymphalidae
Exons: 2
Coding region: 182-1057 (291 amino acids)
Source: RefSeq, a predicted model, not a curated record